CCUAGCUCUCACGGAACGCGAUCGCUGCCGCCUGCGCGAUCGCAUGGCUGACGAUGAUCUUCCUCAGGCGCUUGUCCAGCGCGGGCUGCGCAAGGAGUUGAUGCCGCGGCAUGUGGCGUUCGUGAUGGACGGGAACAGGCGGUGGGCGGAGGCGCGCGGCCUGACGACGGCGGAGGGGCACGAGGCCGGUAGUCGGGCGCUCAAGAAGAUACGGCAGCUCUCAGUUGCCUGGGGCAUCCGCGCCAUAACGGUGUUCGCCUUCUCGCAAGAGAACUUCAGGCGCCCCGAGGAGGAGGUCGACUGCUGCAUGGAGCUGAUCGAGCAGGGGAUCCGUGAUGAGAUGGAAGAGUACACGAGGAAUGGAAUUCGGCUGCAUGUCAUUGGCGAUCCCUCAACCCGGCCAGCUUCUCUGCAGGACGCUGUUCGGGAGGCCGAGGAGAUGACGAGGAACAACUCGCGGUUCCGUAUGAUCCUAGCGACCGGCUACAGCGGGCGGUGGGACAUCGUGCAAGCGUGCCGGGAGCUCGCCGCCAAGGUGCAGGACAAGCUGCUCAAUCCGGAGGACAUCGACGAGGCGAUGCUCGCCGGCCACCUCUCCACGAACGUCCUGGGAGAGUUCGCAUGCCCCGACCUGCUCAUCAGAACAAGCGGCGAGCUGAGGCUCAGCAACUUCUUGCUCUGGCAGUCCGCCUACACCGAGCUCUACUUCACCAACAAAAUGUGGCCUGAUUUUGGGGAGGAUGAGUACAUCCAGGCGUUGAAAGACUUCCAGAGCAGAGAGCGCCGGUUUGGCCAAAGGAAACCAUCGUCAGCGUAGUACUGUAAUUAAUAAAGGUGUACAUAUGCUUAAACGAUUUGAACUGUAAGGCAUUUUUCUCAAAGUCAAGUUGCUUCGGAACAGGAUUAACCGAGAAUAAAAGAGGGCGUAUGAUUUUUGA
Panicum hallii is the source of this 938-nucleotide messenger RNA. RefSeq names its product dehydrodolichyl diphosphate synthase 2-like. The coding region runs from base 44 to 817 and encodes 257 amino acids. The record is from RefSeq and is a predicted model, not a curated record. Gene Ontology annotation, biological process: polyprenol biosynthetic process. NCBI's taxonomy places the organism in Eukaryota, Viridiplantae, Streptophyta, Magnoliopsida, Poales, Poaceae. The transcript has 3 exons.